AGAGAGAGAGAGAGAGAGAGGGAGGGUUGCAGAGAUGGAGAAUCAAGAGGAAGAGGACAAGUUUGAAAAGCAGCCGGAGGAGGAGCAGAUGGGUUCAAGUCUCACCAUGGAGAGAGUGGCCGCGGCCAAGCAGUACAUAGAGAACCACUACCGCUCGCAGAUGAAGAACAUACAAGAUCGCAAAGAGAGACGUUGGGUGUUAGAAAGGAAAUUAGCUUCUUCAGAUGUCUCAGAGGCGGAACAUAUCAAUUUAAUUAAGGAUUUGGAGCGGAAAGAAACUGAGUUUAUUCGACUUAAACGGCACAAGAUUUGUGUUGAAGACUUUGAGUUAUUAACCAUUAUCGGGAGAGGAGCUUUUGGAGAGGUCAGAUUAUGCCGGGAGAAGUCCUCUGGCAAUAUCUAUGCCAUGAAAAAGUUGAAGAAAUCAGAAAUGCUUAGCAGGGGCCAGGUUGAACAUGUCAGAGCUGAGAGGAACCUACUUGCAGAAGUUGCCAGUCACUGCAUUGUGAAACUCUAUUAUUCAUUUCAAGAUCCAGAGUACUUGUAUCUGAUUAUGGAAUAUCUGCCUGGUGGUGACAUGAUGACACUGUUAAUUAGAGAAGACACCUUAACUGAAAGUGUGGCUAGAUUUUACAUUGCGCAAAGUGUUCUGGCCAUAGAGUCAAUUCAUAAACAUCACUACAUUCAUAGGGACAUUAAACCUGACAACCUUCUAUUGGACAAAAAUGGUCACAUGAAGCUCUCAGACUUUGGUCUUUGCAAGCCUCUGGACUGCAAUACAUUAUCUACUCUAGAUGAAAAUGAACCAAUGGCUGAUGAAAAUCUGAGAGAAUCAAUGGAUGUUGAUGGAUGCUUCCCGGCUGCAGAUGGGGGGAGCAGGUGGAAGAGCCCAUAUGAACAGCUUCAACAUUGGCAGAGGAACAGGAGGAAAUUGGCAUUCUCCACUGUGGGCACUCCAGACUAUAUUGCCCCUGAAGUACUACUGAAGAAAGGCUAUGGCAUGGAGUGUGACUGGUGGUCACUGGGAGCAAUAAUGUACGAGAUGCUUGUUGGUUAUCCCCCAUUUUACUCUGAUGAUCCAAUAACCACAUGCAAAAAGAUUGUGCAUUGGAGAAAUCAAUUAAAAUUUCCAGAAGAGGCAAGAUUGACCCCUGAGGCAAAGGAUCUUAUCUGUAGAUUGCUAUGUGAUGUUGAACAUAGGCUAGGUACUGGAGGGGCAGACCAAAUAAAAGCUCAUCCUUGGUUCAAAGAUGUUGUAUGGGACAAACUCUAUGAAGUGGAGGCAGCUUUUAAACCAGAGAUCAACGGGGAGCUAGAUACUCAAAACUUCCUGAAGUUUGAUGAACUUAAUCCUCCAACGGCGACAAGAACUGGCUCUGGACAAUCAAGGAAGAUGCUAUUAGCUCCCAAAGAUUUGAGUUUUGUUGGCUACACAUACAAGAAUUUUGAAGCUGUCAAAGGGCUACAUCUAUCUCUUGGUGAUUCUGCAAUGGACUACUCUAUGAAACCUGCAAAUGAGGAAACAGAAACACAGAUGCUUACAUCUGGCGAUGGCAUGUCACCAUAAGAUUCAUGUAACGCAUCUUAUGACAGAUGCAUGAACCCCCUCUGAUGUUGACCGCUGAAUGCCUGCUUAGUUUUAGUCGGGCAUUUGAAAGAAAUUGCACUUCCACGCAUUUGCAGAGCCAUCAUCUAAGUGUACAGUAGUGGUAUUUAAGGUACUAAACAAAGCUCAGUGAUGGGCUGGUAGUGGUAGUAGCAGCAGUGCAUUAGCAUUGGUAGUACUUAACAGUGCAGAGUUUGUCCUGAGCAAUGAGAUGAUAUUAAUGUCCUGGCUGCCCAGGUUGGCUAAGUAAAACAUGCCUUCUCUUGUGGCAGUUUCUGGUUGGGUUUUAUAUCUAUUCCCUUUUUCUUGAAGAACUUCUCUGACAUUAGAGAAGCUAAAGCCAGCCCAUCAUAUUGAUGUUAAGGAAGACCAUAACUGAUACUUUGUAUGUAUUAAAAAUCUUUUGGCAUUAGUAGACAGAAAAUCUAGUGGUGGUUGUAUUUCAA
Molecule: messenger RNA, 2052 nt
Organism: Macadamia integrifolia
Lineage: Eukaryota; Viridiplantae; Streptophyta; Magnoliopsida; Proteales; Proteaceae
Product: serine/threonine-protein kinase 38-like
Exons: 13
Coding region: 35-1567 (510 amino acids)
Biological process (GO): intracellular signal transduction; peptidyl-serine phosphorylation
Molecular function (GO): protein serine/threonine kinase activity; ATP binding
Source: RefSeq, a predicted model, not a curated record